Salvia hispanica is the source of this 2121-nucleotide messenger RNA. RefSeq names its product maltose excess protein 1-like, chloroplastic. Gene Ontology annotation, cellular component: chloroplast envelope. Gene Ontology annotation, molecular function: maltose transmembrane transporter activity. The record is from RefSeq and is a predicted model, not a curated record. Lineage: Eukaryota; Viridiplantae; Streptophyta; Magnoliopsida; Lamiales; Lamiaceae.
AAACGAAAAAAAAGUGAAAAACCGUAAUUCCUAAUUUUCUAUCUUCCUGAAUUCCUUUUACCCAAAAAUUAAAUAAAAGAUCGUGAAUCUUGAGAUAUUUCUGCAAGUAGAAAACAGACAAAGCACCACCUUUUUUGCUUACCGAAUCGCUUGUUUCCUUCCAAAUUAGCACAGCGCAACCACAACGAUAGCUCGGGAAAUUUAAAAAUUAAAAAUUUCCUAAAGAAACAAUCUUUGGCAAGAAUUCACUUGAUUUCUGACUUGAAUUCAAGAUUGUGGAAGAAGAUGAUAUAUUAGAAAGAUUGUUGUGCUUCUUGAAUGUGGAUUGCAUAAUGCCAAAAUUUCAUCUUUUUUAUUGUGGAGAGUAUAAUUCUUGAUUUGAGCUGAGUUUCUGCAACUGAGUGUAAAAGUGACUAGUUAAGUUAACUCUCACUAUUGGAGCGCUGCAAAUAGAGGAGGAUCGUGAUUGCUUUUUCUUAAUCGAUGGCGGGUUCGAUGAUAAUCUUGGGAAAGAUACCGCUGCACACGCCUAGGCCAUCAAUCAGGUGCUCUUUCAGUUCUAAUCCACAAAGGUUGGAGUGUGUCUCGUCUCCUUCGAUACACUUGAGACGAGGCAUCAAGAAAAACAAGCUUCCCUUGAAGGAGGCUCUCUUUCGUGGCCAAUCACUCUGUUGCUAUAGGGACAAGACUGUUUCGUGUUCUAGCUCAGAUUAUCUGCAUCCGAGCAGUCAGGAAUCAGUCGAAGUGAAAAAAGGCGAAGGAUUUCAGCAAUGGGAUUCAAUGACAGCAAAGUUUGCUGGAGCUGCGAAUUUGCCCUUCUUGCUGUUGCAACUGCCUCAGAUCAUACUCAAUACGAGGAAUCUUCUGUCGGGGAACACUUCUGCGCUUCUGGCCGUUCCAUGGCUGGGCAUGCUUACGGGAUUGCUUGGAAAUCUUUGCCUGGCCUCGUACUUCAUUAAGAAGAAGGAGACUGAAGCAGUUGUAGUCCAGAGCUUAGGAGUGAUAUCAACGUAUGUGGUAUUGUUGCAGUUGGCUAUGGGUGGAGCUAUGCCUCUCCCUCAUUUUGUUGCAACUUCUAUCGUGGUCGCUUCUGGUAUGACUUUAAACUUUCUGAAAUAUUUCGACUGGCUCCACCCCGAAAUCUGGCGAUUUUGGGAAGACUUUGUUACCGUAGCCGGGCUCUCCGUCCUCCCACAAGUCAUGUGGUCGACUUUCAUUCCUUAUGUGCCAAACACUAUCUUGCCGGGAACUAUCGCCUUCAUUACCUCUUUGGUUGCUGUAUUUAUGGGUCGCAUGGGCAAGCUCUCUGACAAAGGCGUCAAAAUUCUUGGAUCGAUAUCUGGGUGGACCGCUACUGUUCUUUUCAUGUGGAUGGCUGUUGCACAAAUGUGGACAAAUCUUCUGACUCCUGACAACAUAAAAGGUUUAUCAGCCGUGUCAAUGCUGCUGGCCGUGAUUGGCAACGGGCUUAUGAUUCCACGUGCACUGUUUGUCCGGGAUUUUAUGUGGUUUGUUGGAUCAGCAUGGGGAUCUGUCUUCUACGGAUGGGGAAAUCUUACGUGUUUGUACUGCUUUAAAUGUAUCAGCCCCGGAUUCUACAUAGCUUCAACCGUCUCCUUCCUCGCCUGGAUAGAUGUUGAUUCAGUGCUGACGUUUUCGAGGGAUUCACAAGCGCAUGGUCUUAGUUCACCCUUCGCCUCGUUGAAGGAACUUGUUUUUGGACCUUGAUCAUCCUUGCUAUGACAUCUAAUGGAGAUAGUCAAACAACUUACACGACAUUCAGAAGAAAGAGUAGAUACGCCAAAAUUGAAAGUACGCCCUCUCCAAAGCUUCCAUGUAUUUGAAGGAUCGAUCGGGGGGUUUUCCAGUUCUUCAUUCUCCUCCUCGCCCCGUCUCUUCAAAACGAAGUUGUAGCAAAGACUGCUGAAAUUGGUGUAUGAUGUUAAGCCAAAUCGUAAAUUUCAAUUCUCCAGUGUAGUUUCCGUGAUUCUAGUUCUUGUUUUUUCGAUUUUUAUGAUUAAACUGGAAAAUGAGGUUCAAGUGUACACAAAAUAAUUAUGUAGCUGCGAAAUUCACCAAAUGAUUUUAGUACUUUGAGAAUGGGAUGAAUCUUUAAUUGAA